Molecule: messenger RNA, 2034 nt
Organism: Aspergillus welwitschiae
Lineage: Eukaryota; Fungi; Ascomycota; Eurotiomycetes; Eurotiales; Aspergillaceae
Product: major facilitator superfamily domain-containing protein
Exons: 7
Coding region: 472-2034 (520 amino acids)
Biological process (GO): transmembrane transport; carboxylic acid transport
Cellular component (GO): plasma membrane
Molecular function (GO): carboxylic acid transmembrane transporter activity
Source: RefSeq, a predicted model, not a curated record
AUAGAACCACUCAGGAUGCGAUGAAAGGCCCAUGUGCACGGGACGAGGCGCUAUCAUAGGGCGCGGGCCGUCCUGAUAAGCCCCGCCAGGCUACGGCCUUCUUCCCUAAGCGAGGCGGAGAUCCCCGCCAGGGCCCAGCCUGGACAAGGUAUAGUCCAUCCUUAGUCCAUCCUUUCUGUUACAUCAGAUAGACCUCGACGAAAACUUUCCGCCUGCUGUAUGGAAGGUGGGUUCGUCUGCCGGCAGCGAUGCGACGCUAUGUAUCUCGUGCGAGCCAUGCGGGCUGCUAUUGGAUAGCAUGGCACGUUCUCGAGGAGUCCAUUCCUCUCCAAGGAACCCUGAGCUGCUGCGAAGUAGAUGUCUUGGGAAUGCAAGGGACAAGUUAAGGACAGACGAUACUCCACGUAAUUGCUCUGACUACUUUUGCUCGAUGGGCACUCUGUGACAAUCAACACCUUGCAGUUCCCUAUCAUGGCUGUAUCGACCAAUUGCUCCGCGACCGAACAGGUUGAAAUCACCACGAAGUAUAGCCAUCAGGUAGAAAUAACAAAGCAAGAUGACACCGAAGCUAUCGAAGACGGUGAGUUGGUGGCCUCGUCGGGCGUUUUGAACGUUGUCGUCUCGGGACUGGGGCUGUUCAGUGAUGGCUAUAAUGCUCAGAUCAGUGAGUGCACCUUUGGGCGAAACUUGUUAUUCUCAGCCUGCCUAAGAAGUAUCACUAAUCUCAGUAUCCGUGAUGAAGUUGGCUACAUGGAGCCCCUAUUUUCUGUCUUGUACAAGAAUACCAUGUCCUCAAGCAUCAAAACCAGAUUAUCAAACUCCUUUCUCAUCGGUGAGAUUUUUGGCAUGCUUUUCUUCGGUGCUCUGAUCGAUCGAGUCGGAAGAAGAACAGGAGUGGUGGCUACUACAUCGUUCUUGGUGCUUGGUAUCAUAUUGUCUGCUGCAGCACAUGGCACUUCAGAGUUGGGGAUGUUUUGGAUGAUGAUUGUAGCUCGCGGCAUCGCUGGCUUCGGAGCUGGCGGCGAAUAUCCCGUCUGCGCAACCAGUGCAACUGAAGCGGCUGAUGAAACCGCCAAUCUCCGAAAGAAGAGAGGAUUUCUGGUCGCGUCAACCACGGAUUUUGCGGUGGACAUGGGCUUUGUGGCUGCCGGUAUCGUGGCCCUCAUUGUUCUUGCUUGUUUCCACCAGGACAUCAAGAGUGGUGUUUGGAGAGUUUGCUUUGGACUUGGCUUUGUGAUUCCGGUUUUCAUGUGUUUCUUUCGGAUACGUAUGAUCAACUCGAAGCAAUAUCGUAAGCACGCCAUCAAGUCGCGAUAUCCAUACUGGCUUGUCCUUCGGAGAUAUUGGAAACCGAUCCUGGGAACCUCUCUCGCUUGGUUCUGCUACGACUUUGUCACGUAUCCGUUCGGACUCUUCACUUCGACCAUCAUCGCCCAACUAAGCCCGAACAAUACGACAGUGGAGAAUAUUGGUUACGGUACUGUCAUAAACUGCUUCUAUCUUCCUGGCUGCCUGCUGGGAGGGCUCCUGAUGGAUAAGAUUGGAAGAAAGCAGAACAUGACCCUCGGUUUUGUGCUCUGGGGUGUAUGGGGCUUCAUCCUGGGCGGUGCUCUCCGUCCGAUACAGUCUGUAUUCCCGUUGUUCGUCGUCAUGUACGGCAUUUUCAACGCCCUGGGAGAGAUGGGCCCCGGAGUGUCGACCUUCCUGUGUGCUGCAGAGUCAUUUCCCACCCCUCUUCGUGGCCACUUUCUCGGUCUGGCCGCCGCAGUUGGAAAGGCGGGUGCAUCAAUCGGGACAGAGGUAUUUACGCCCAUCCAGAAUUCGUUCUCGUCUACCGAAAAAGGUCAACAAGCUGUCUUUCUGAUCGGGUCGGCUUUCUGUAUGGUUGGUGCGUUGAUAGCGUGGUUCUUGAUUCCGGAUAUGUCGCGGGAGUUGGAAACAGAGGACGCCAGAUUCAAGGCAUAUUUGGAAGAAAACGGGUACGAUAUCAGUUCAUAUGGGGAAGCACUUUGUGUCGAGCGGAAGGAUAGCUAG